UGAACGAAUCAGAAAAAUAUACGUCGGUGAACACUGUCCUAUCACACAAAAGUGUGUAGUGUGUAAAUGUAGGAAAGCCAGAGGGAAAGAAAAAAAAAAACGAAAAGUAGUGGACGGGAACGCGAACUUUAGUGAAAGAAAAAAAAAAUAUGUGUAGCCAAACUUGAGCCCGAUUCGAUGAUUUCAAAGCGACAGGAAAAAUUUCAAGCGCGAUCUUAAUAUUGUGAUUGUGAAUAUCGUGUUUCGGUAGCGUCGCGCGACUUUCCCGAUAAGUUUCUUUCCAAUUUUUUUCUUGUAUUGCCAUCGAAAUCGACAACAUGUAAUUUUUGUUUGUUAAUUUGUGUAGAAAAAAAAUAUUGUGUGUGUCGUCGUCGACGUCGUCUUGGUCGCCGCCGUGUUGACUUUUUCCCUGUACGGGAACAACCCCAGGCAAACUUUAUUUCAGUCGUCACAAAAAAGUGAUUUUGUCUGUAGAGUUUACUCUGAAAUUUCUCCCAGUUCUUACUACAUGAAUUGUGAAAAUGUUUCCCUGUGACGUUCGAUAAUGCAUGAUUAUCCUUGUGCAAAUGAACACGCGACCGCGGCAAUAAGCCUUUGUUGUGAUGCGGCCCUAGUGGCUGCGAGUAUCCUUUGGGCCCCGAUUGGAACUUUUAGUGUACACAUAUCCGGCAGCACGCCGGAGGUUUCAAUUUGAGCCCGAGGAGAUCCAUUGGAUGAACAGUUGUGCGUGUCGUUUCGUUAUUUCUCAACAAGGGAUCACAGUGAUAAAACUACAAAUGUGCCGUGUGUGUUGUGGUUGGAAGGGCAUUGAAGAUAAUCUGUAAACUGAUCCAGCUGAAAAUUAAAAACUAUUAACAGACCCCGGAAACAUCCUAAAAUGUUUGAAAAACUGAAAAUAUUCAUUCGCUACAAUCAAGCAGCCAUUGAGAAACUCAAGUGACAGUGUUACAUUAUUCGAAUCGGUCGCGACUAAAGGGUGACGCGAAAAUCAAAAAAAAAGUUGUGAAAUUGAACUGGCGACCCUUCGGGGUGCAAAACAGACCUACAGAGGCUAAUAGUGCGAUCUACGAUCUUCAGUAUCAAAAGAAAAGGUGGUGGUGGGUAGCAUUGUGUAUUUUGAGUGUCUACUGUUGCCGUGUAAGCCACAGCAUCAGUGGGAGAAGGACGCGUAACUGACUUGCGGCCUGCAAAACAAGAUGGUUUCGAAAAUUGAGAAGCAAACAUUCGGUGAUGUACUAAAUACAGGAUCUACGCAAAUAGGAUCAGUGAGCGGUGGUAGCUUCGCCGGUAGCGAUCAGAAUUCCAUAGUUCAGCCUCAAACAGCAGCUGCUACGUCCCCGAAUAAAAUUCCGCUCGGUGGAGGAUCUGUCGUGGAUUCGCCUUCACGAAAUCGUGGGACAUCCUCUCCCCCGCCGCCUGUACUCACUCCAGAAGUGACCAAUAAUCACGAAGAUACAAAACGGGCAUCUCCAGAUCAUUGUUCUGUUGCUCUCGGGACUGCAGUGACAAUGCCAGGUUUUGGGCGGCGAGCUAGUGCUACGACCGCUUCAAAUCCCACAGGAACCGGAACCGGUAGUGCUGCAACAGUUCCGCUAUCUGGAAUGCAGGGAUCAAAUGAUAAUUUAACUACACAAUUGUCUGGGCAAGCACAUCAGCAACAACAAUCGAUUCCUUCGCUGCAGCCGCCACCGCAUUUGCCGCCUCAAAAGCCUGCAACGCAUAGUUCGCCGACUGCAUUUUCCAGUACGAAGAAUGAAGAGUUUGUGUUUAUAAGGCCUCCAGAAUGUUUAAUUUUCAAGCCAAAUGAAGAAGAGUUCAAAAAUCCACUCGCGUAUAUUAGCAAAAUACGUUCCGUGGCCGAGAAGUAUGGGAUUUGCAAGAUUCAACCACCAAAGUCCUGGACACCACCAUUCACAGUCGAUGUAGACAAACUACGCUUUACACCACGCGUGCAACGUCUAAACGAGCUAGAAGCAAAGACACGCGUCAAAUUAAAUUUUCUCGAUCAAAUUGCAAAAUUUUGGGAACUUCAAGGAUCAUCACUAAAAAUUCCCAUGGUCGAAAGAAAAGCCCUUGAUCUUUACACUCUUCAUCGUGUCGUUCAAGAAGAGGGCGGCAUGGAACAAACAACACGAGAAAGAAAAUGGUCAAAAGUUGCCCAACGAAUGGGCUAUCCUGCCGGGAAAGGUGUGGGAACCAUCCUGAAAGGACACUAUGAACGGAUUCUGCAUCCUUUCGAUAUAUUUACGAUGGGCAAAGCAUUAGCUGCUGUAGCUGGUACAAAUACAGAAGAUGGCACAACCAAGGCCAAACUAGAACCCGAGAGUGGUGAUCAAGACUAUAAACCGCACGGAAUUGUAUCGAGACAACAAAUAACUCCACCUAAAGAAAAUACAGCUCGGAGAUCGAAACGGUUUGCCAAUAGUUCUUCUGCUACAUGCGGGGUUUCCAACUACAACCUGAAUCAUUCUGGUAUCGGAACCCAUGGUCCAUUUAAUACUCCCAUCAAGGAUGAGAUCAAACGAGAAAAUGAUGAUGGAGGAACGCCACUUCGCUAUGGAAAGGGGCGAUCGCGAAAUUGCAGUACAAGCUCCAAUAUCAGUGCCGGCAGAGGUGGUAAGAAACAGAAAGACGUGGAUCCAUUGGCUAAAUAUAUUUGUCAUAUUUGCAAUCGAGGUGAUAUUGAGGAGGCCAUGCUACUCUGCGACGGAUGCGACGAUAGCUAUCACACUUUCUGCUUAAUACCACCUUUAAGCGAUAUUCCAAAAGGUGAUUGGCGAUGUCCUAAGUGUGUUGUGGAGGAAGUAAGCAAGCCAGUUGAGGCCUUUGGGUUUGAACAAGCCCAACGUGAGUACACCCUGCAGCAAUUCGGAGAGAUGGCGGAUCAAUUCAAGGCAGACUACUUCAACAUGUCUGUACACUUGGUCCCUACCGAGCUGGUUGAACGCGAAUUCUGGAGAAUAGUAUCGUCUAUAGAUGAAGACGUGACUGUCGAAUAUGGAGCGGAUUUACACACAAUGGAUCACGGAUCAGGGUUUCCUACAAAAAGCUCUUUAUACUUGCUACCCGGCGAUCAAGAAUACGCCGAAUCCAGCUGGAACUUAAACAAUCUUCCACUUUUGGAAGAAUCUAUACUCGGUCAUAUAAAUGCCGAUAUAAGUGGCAUGAAGGUUCCAUGGAUGUAUGUCGGAAUGUGUUUCGCGACUUUCUGCUGGCAUAACGAGGAUCACUGGAGCUAUUCCAUCAAUUACUUGCAUUGGGGCGAGCCGAAGACAUGGUAUGGCGUCCCUGGUUAUAAAGCUGAAGCCUUUGAAGCCACUAUGAAAAGUGCUGCACCGGAAUUAUUUCAAUCGCAGCCGGAUUUACUUCAUCAGCUUGUGACAAUCAUGAAUCCAAAUAUUCUGAUGAAUGCAGGAGUUCCAGUUUAUAGGACCGAUCAGCAUGCCGGUGAAUUUGUUGUGACAUUCCCCAGAGCGUACCAUGCUGGUUUCAAUCAGGGCUAUAAUUUCGCGGAAGCGGUCAAUUUUGCACCGGCUGAUUGGAUGAAAAUGGGACGUGAGUGUAUCAAUCAUUAUUCAACACUACGUCGAUUCUGUGUCUUCUCACACGAUGAACUUGUCUGCAAGAUGGCUCUUGAGCCAGAUAAAUUAAAUUUAGGUAUCGCUACAGCUUGCUACUUAGACAUGGCAGAAAUGGUUGAUUCGGAAAAGAAGCUUAGAAAGUCACUACUAGAAUGGGGGGUAACAAAAGCCGAACGGGCGGCCUUCGAAUUAAUCCCGGACGACGAGAGACAAUGUGAAUCCUGCAAGACAACUGUAUUUCUAUCUGCAGUCACUUGUUCUUGCACUAACUUACUAGUUUGCCUUCGUCACUAUACUGAGCUCUGUUCAUGCCCUCCCGAGAAGCACACCCUUAAAUACCGAUAUACUCUCGACGAGCUACCUUUAAUGCUGAAGAAACUCAAAGUUAAGGCGGAAAGCUUUGAAAAUUGGCUGUCUAAAGUUCGGGACGUCUUAGAUCCGAAUACGGCAACAACAAUCACCCUAGAAGAGUUGCAAGAACUCGCUCAAGAAGCCGAGGAUAAAAAAUUCCCCAGCUCCAUAUUAUUAGAACGUUUAAACGCAGCCGUUUUAGAAGCAGAGAAGUGUGUUACUGUUAUUCAACAGCUUGACAUCAAUAAAAUGCGUACACGUACAAGGAAUGCAAGUGAUGCAGCCAAAUACAAAUUAACACUCGACGAAUUGGAGAUGUUUGUACAAGAAAUUGAUAAUCUAUGCUGUAUUAUACAGGAGGGUCAGAGCGUAAGGGAGCUGCAAGCCUUAGGGAAAGAAUUCCUUGAGUCUGCUAAACAAUUGCUGAAUGAGCCUAUAAGCAAAGCUGAUGAACAAGCCAUAGAGAAGUUGAUAGAGGAGGGGUCUACCCUUUGUAUUGAACUUCCUGAGAUUAAGGCAUUGAAGGAUCGCCUUCAGCAAGUGAACUGGUAUAAUCGCGUAAGGGAAUUCCGUGACGCACAAGAGAAGAUUCCAGUAGCGGAUAUUCACAAUUUCUUGAAGGAAGGAAUAAACAUAACACCUGACUCUAUAAUCGAAAAAGAACUCUAUGAACUGCAGGAGAUUUUGAUGAGUGUUGAGGAUUUGGAAGUUGUGGCUAAACGGUGUCUUGAAAGUGAGACAUCUCGUGAUCUUUCUGAGAUUGAAUUACUCUUAGAACGUGCGGAGGAUUUAGAAGGUGAACUGCCAUCUCGCCAGGCUCUGAAAGACGCAGUUAAAAAAGCGAAGGAGUGGCUUCAAAUCGUCGAGGUAUUGCAAUCAAAUGAAAGCUACCCAUAUUUUCAUACUUUGGAGAAUUUGGUGAAUCGGGGGAAGAAUAUUCCCUUCCAAUUGGAAGAAUUGAAACGUAUGGAAGAGCAUUUGUCCAGCGCACGGUCAUGGAAAGAACGAACGGCAAGAACAUUCCUCAAAGAGUGUACGAAUUUCACGUUGCUUGAUGUACUCUCGCCACGAGCUGAAGCUGUAAUGUACGGGUCCAAGGUGAAGAAAAGAUCUAUGGAGGAGCAAUUCACAGAGGAAAUGAGUUUAGGGCAGAUGGUGAAUGCAUUCAAAAAUGCUGAAGAGAAGGAGAUAGCUGACAUGAAGGCUCUACGAAAGCAGAAUAUGGAAAAAAAUCCAAUCGAGGAUAAAUAUUGCAACUGCAAACGAAAGUUCCAUGGUCUUAUGUAUCAAUGCCAGUUGUGUAAAGAUUGGUUCCAUGAAAGGUGUGUACCACCACCUAAAAACACCGUUCGUCCGCGGCCGAGCAACACUUCAAGUCCAUCAAAUGCGCUCAACGUCCCGCAGUUGACAGCACGCGAACGAGAUCGGGAACCGAAAUUCUUAUGCCCAUCAUGUAUGCGAUCACGUCGUCCACGUCUCGAGACUAUUCUCUCGCUUCUUGUAUCCCUUCAACGAUUACCGAUUCGACUGCCUGAAGGCGAAGCAUUACAGUGUCUUACUGAACGUGCCAUGAAUUGGCAAGAUCGCGUACGCCAGGCUUUCGCAACUGAAGAUGUUGUGUCUGCCUUAGCUUUGCUUUCAAACAUUUCACAAAAGAAUAGUAAUUCAUCGACAAAUGCAAGUGGUGGUGGUGGUAGCUCAGGUGGGCUAGACAAAGACUUUAGAAGUGAUAGAAAUAAACGAAGAUCUCAACAGACAGCGACUAGAUUACGUACUCCAACUAAUGCAACAGGAACAGAUGAUGAAGUUGAUACUAGUUCCGAGGAUGAGACACAUAUGACGAAUAAAAGUGGGUUAGCAGCAUCACCUAUGGGGGUUCCUCUAGGAGGUGGCAAUAGUUCACCCUCUUCUCCAAGUAUUACAUCCUUUAGCAAAAUCGAACAUGCCUAUUCGGUUCCUGUGCCGCCCAAUAUUUCAAAUUCUCCCGGAGGUGGAAAUAAUUCAAGUUUUGGUAAAGCAACACAGGGUGAUCUACGUUCGCCGUUGUCUAAGAGCGAAAUGGCUUUAAUUACAUUAUCAAAACCAACUAAAGAGAUUCUGGAGUUACUCAUGAUGGAGGGCGAUCUUAUGGAAGUGUCAUUAGAUGAAACUUUACAUAUUUGGCGAAUUCUCAAUGCAGCUAAGCCAUCCAUAUCGGAUCUAGCGUAUAUACAUAAUAAAUAUAAAAUAACGCCUACACCAAGCAGCGAUAUUCUAGUCACAAGCAAUAAAAAGAAACGUCGCUCUGAUGAGAGCUUAACACCACAAAUGGCCAAGCGUUCCACGAAAGGUCAAUCGUCAGCUAACUCCAAUGUGUCUCAGUCGGCGUCCGGUUCGGCAAAUGUAUCUGGAUCGACAGUUUCCAGUGCAAAUAACAACGGAACGGCUAGCGGUGCGUCUCAAGCAAACAGCUCAGGGACGGGUACAAAAUUGAAACGUGGUCGAAAAAUGAAACUUGUGCAGAAGGAAGUGGAGUCUCCUGCUAAUAUAGGAAAUAGCGGUACUGGACCAUCGGAACCGAAAAAGCGUAAACGUGGCAAGAAAGCCGCUCGUCAAGAGCAAGUAACAAUGAUUGCUGCAUCUACUUCGGAUGAUGAUGAAGAAUGUAGCGCUACCAAUUGCGCGCGCCCGACCGGGCGCGAGGUAGACUGGGUUCAAUGCGACGGUGGUUGCAACAAAUGGUUUCACAUGUAUUGUGUUGGAUUAGAUAAAGAUCAAAUCAAGCCGGAUGAUGAUUUUAUUUGUAAGAGGUGUAAGAAGAAUCAUGCUGGAUCGUCAACGAGUGACACAAAUGCAGCAGCAGCAUCGACAUCGGUCCAGCCGGCGUUGCGUGAGCAACAACAACAUAAUACUACAAAAGAUACCGAGAGUGCUGUACCGUCAUCGGUUGGUAAUAGUAUUGGUAGCAGCGCGGGCGGGAAUGGAAGUGCUGGCGGGGGCGGUGGUGGCGGCGUCGGUAAGGGUGGUCGGCAACAAAGAUCCUCCACCAGUGUUUCAAACCCCUCCCCUUCGAAUUCAAUUAAAAAUAAUUGUAGCGGUAGUAUUAGCAGUACAAUUAAUAGUAGUAGUAGUCUUAGUAGUAAUAAAAUCGAAAAUGAUUGUGAUCAACAACAUACAUCAACAUACAAAACAGGAGAAGAAGAAGAUGAUAAGAAGAGGACGACGACGUCAACAUCGGGGACGGCGGCAACAACAGUAACAACGCCAUCAGCAUCGACGACAUCAGCUACACCCGAUGAAGAGGACACAGAUCAAGAAAGCACAAUAACAAUAGUUUCAUCAACAUUUCAAUUGUCAUCCACAUUAUUAUCAACUAAUGCCGCUACUAGUACUACUCCUCCAGUCGGUGGAAAUUUAACAACCUUAACAGAUCUAUCUUCUUGCCCAUUGGUGGGUGAGCCAACAUCUUCCACAAUGUCGUCCUGCUUUGCUACAACAAGAUCAACACCAAGUAUCGUCCCAACUAACAGUAGUAGUACCGCCGCCACCGCAACAACAACAAUAACAACAUCAACAACAAUAGCAACAACCACAAAUUCUAUGAAUGAUACAAGCUAAAGAGAGAAAAGUAUUUUUUCUAUUUAAUAUAUACAUAUAAAUAUAUAUAUAUAUACAUUUGAAAGAAACAAAAAGGAAAACGGUGAAAAAAAAGGAAAAUUAUCUUGGAUCCCAUACUCGGGCUGUUUGUCGUCGUCAUGUUGUCUUUCGAAGCAAGUAGCAGUAAAUUUAUGUUCCGUUUUUGAUUGCAAGAUUUUCAAUACACAUUCAACAUUGGUUGCGUUCUAUGCACUUCGAGAUAAAUGUUUAGGUUACUCGUUCUUAUUUGCAUAAAUCGUCAAUUUUUUUCUUCUCUCUCUCUCUAGAAAACUUCCUGAUCCUCUGAUAUUUUCAUUGUGACAUUCGUCGUUUGAGGAAUAUAAGGAAGUUUCAAUUACUUUGUUUAUUAAAUGUUUAUUUCGCGAUUGUAGAAAAGGGACUCGGUAGGGAGGAUUUCCUGGGUCAGAGCCCACCGCCGGUAAGGGUAGGAGAAAUGUAGUUUUUUUGCUGAACCCAAGUGUUCUGCAUAGAUAUUUGCCGUUUCUUUAUUUCUUUUUUUCAGGUGUGUAUGGCGGGAAAUAUCCUUUACUGAGAAGCAUUAAGAAUUUCCAAGCCAGAAGAUUUAUGGAGAAUAUCCUAUUUUGUUUUCAAGAUGGUUGGAUGUGUCUUAUUUAUACAUAUGAAUUUGUUUUGUACAAAAAAAAAAAUGUUUUCAUUUCCGAAAGAACAAUUAUUUUCAUUAAAUUGGAACGGGAAAGGAAUUUUCGUUAUCUCUUGUAUGAAGGUUGUACUUUUUAUUCCAAACUGUUAUUUAUGUAAUUUUUAUAUUCAAAACGCAGAAGAGACAAAAUAUAAAAGAAUUCAGAUGACGGAACAGUUUUAGUUAUGCAAAAUGGACAUUCAAUUGAUAGUAUGGGAAAAACAAAAAAAAAAAAAAGAAGUAACAAACUGUAUGAUGAAAUCGUAUCUGUAAGGGCUAUAUAUAAUAUAAAAAGUAACGUUUAAUAGAUUUUAAUUACAUUUUAAACACAGAAAAAUGAAUAUUUAGAAAAAAAGAAGGAUCUAAUUUAAGCGAAGUGCGAAAUUGAGGAGAAAAUAAAUAUGCGACUUGAUUUAAUUGCAUAAAACAAUA
Messenger RNA from Hermetia illucens (black soldier fly), 8640 nucleotides. It is a transcript of the gene Kdm5, whose product is annotated as lysine-specific demethylase lid. The transcript is spliced from 9 exons. The record is from RefSeq and is a predicted model, not a curated record. Bases 1197 to 7529 code for a protein of 2110 amino acids. Gene Ontology annotation, cellular component: nucleus. Gene Ontology annotation, biological process: chromatin remodeling. NCBI's taxonomy places the organism in Eukaryota, Metazoa, Arthropoda, Insecta, Diptera, Stratiomyidae. Gene Ontology annotation, molecular function: DNA binding; histone demethylase activity.